AUGAUUUUUCUAAGUUUCUUUAUUUUCCUAUUUUUGGAAUUAUUUGUACUGUGUGAAGCUUCAGUCCAUACCAUUCAAAUUAAGGACAAGCAUUUCGUUGACACAGUGACUGGAAAACCAUUCUUUAUCAAAGGUGUGGAUUACCAGCCAGGAGGCUCCUCCGAUGUCAGUGAAAAACAAGAUCCAUUAUCCAAUACAGAAGCGUGUGCUCGUGAUAUUUUAUUGUUUCAAGAAUUGGGUAUAAAUACAGUAAGAAUUUAUUCUAUAAACCCAGACUUGAACCAUGAUGCGUGCAUGACCAUGCUAGCAAUGGCAGGGAUUUAUCUUAUAUUGGAUGUUAAUUCGCCAUUGCAAAACCAACACCUGAACAGGUACGAACCUUGGACUACGUAUAACGAAGUUUAUUUGGAACAUGUUUUCAAAGUUGUCGAACAAUUUUCUCAUUACAACAAUACCUUGGGAUUUUUUGCUGGAAAUGAGAUUGUAAACGACAAAAGAUCAGCACAAUAUUCUCCUGCAUAUAUCAAGGAGUUGAUUGGGACUAUGAAGAAUUAUAUAAGUGUCCACUCACCCAGAACAAUUCCGGUGGGUUACUCCGCUGCAGAUGAUCUGAACUACAGGGUAUCAUUAUCAGAAUAUUUGGAGUGCAAAGAUGAUGAUAAGCCAGAGAAUACUGUUGAUUUCUAUGGUGUUAACUCUUACCAAUGGUGCGGCCAACAAACUAUGCAAACUUCAGGGUAUAAUACACUAGUCGACGCUUACAGGAGCUAUUCAAAGCCAGUUUUCUUUUCAGAAUUCGGAUGCAAUAAAGUAUUGCCAAGGCAAUUCCAAGAAAUAGAUUACCUGUUCUCUGACGAGAUGUAUUCAGUGUUUUGUGGAGGUCUAGUUUACGAGUUUUCACAGGAGGAUAAUAAUUAUGGCUUAGUGGAAUAUCAAGAAGACGAUUCAGUGCAGCUAUUAGCAGAUUUUGAGAAGCUUAAAUUGCACUAUCAAAACGUUGAAUUCCCUUCUAUGAAGACUUUAAAAGAGACUGUUCAACUGGAAGAGACACCAUCGUGCAUAGGGGAUUAUGAAAAUUUGAAGAUAGAAUCUAAAAUUGCUAAAAAUUUAGGAAGUUCUUUGAUAAAGAAAGGCGUGAAAGUUGACAAAGGCAAAUAUAUAGAUAUUUGCGAGAAUCAGCUGUCCACUAAUGUUACGAUUUUAGACAUGCAUGGUGAUAGCUGGGAUGGGCCCAAAAAGAUUGAAAUCAGGCAAAGUCUGACGUUUUCAGACCUGGAAGGAGAAGGACAAGAAAAUGCGGAUGAAGAUGAUGAUGACUUAAAACGGAAGCACAGGAACUCUGCCUCUAUUUCCGGCCCAUUUUUACCUCUUGGGUUGUUUUUGCUUUUUUUUACUUUAAGUAUAUAUUAUUAG
Saccharomyces paradoxus is the source of this 1413-nucleotide messenger RNA. RefSeq names its product 1,3-beta-glucanosyltransferase (gene GAS4). The record is from RefSeq and is a predicted model, not a curated record. The transcript has a single exon. Gene Ontology annotation, cellular component: fungal-type cell wall; cytoplasm. The coding region runs from base 1 to 1413 and encodes 470 amino acids. Gene Ontology annotation, biological process: fungal-type cell wall (1->3)-beta-D-glucan biosynthetic process. Gene Ontology annotation, molecular function: 1,3-beta-glucanosyltransferase activity. NCBI's taxonomy places the organism in Eukaryota, Fungi, Ascomycota, Saccharomycetes, Saccharomycetales, Saccharomycetaceae.